CGUUGGCCAGCGCUGCUGCAAAUACUCUCUCUCGACCACGCCAGUCGCCACUGGGCGUGAUUUGAUUGUCAGCACACAGUUGUUGCGCCUGCGCACGUGCCUGGACGAUAUCCACCCGGCCAAAGACAAUCGCGCCCUCUACCACCGGUUCCAUGCCCGCAGAUAUCUCGCCUCGAUAGCCCCCGCAACCGACGAAUUGCCACACCAGACCGACCGAGGGAGUGCGCCAAAUCCGCUGAACAGCACCACGAAACCACGAGCAAGGCAAAAUUGGCAGCAGCGCUGGGUGCAGCAGCGGCAGUGACAUGGCCGACUCGAUGCCCCCGGGCGGGCCGCCAAUAGGUGGCACCAUGGCGACCUUCCGAGUCGCUGCCGAGCGCGCGACGCCCGACGCCGGCUCUGCAGUGUCCAAGCCUCGCAUGGGCGGCGCUGCGAAGUCGGCCGUGGGUGGCGUGCAGACCAACGGCGCAUGUACGAUUCCUUUGAGCGCUCGCAGGGCGCAGGCGCUGGAUCUUGCCACGGUCGAACGCAGGGGAUACGGCGCUCCCAGCAACCAGCCGCCAAAGCCAAAUCGCAUGUUUGGUCUGCAGGAAGCCCCGACAUAUAGACCCACCACCGAGCAGUUCAAGGACCCCGUCCAGUACAUUCAGAGCAUCCGAGAAGAGGCGCAAAAGUACGGCAUCGUCAAGAUAGUUCCGCCCGAUUCCUGGAAUCCGUCCUUUGCUGUCGAUACCGAGCGCUUCCACUUUCGCACACGGCGGCAGGAGUUAAACUCAGUCGAGGGUGGCACACGCGCCAAUCUGAACUAUCUGGAUCAGCUCGCCAAAUUCCACAAGCAACACGGCUCCAGUCUUACCCGCUUUCCCAGCGUAGACAAGCGCCCACUGGAUCUCUACAAGCUCAAGAAAGCUGUCGAAUCAAGGGGCGGCUUCGAGCGUGUCUGCAAGGGGAAGAAAUGGGCUGAAAUCGGGCGCGACCUCGGCUACAGUGGCAAGAUAAUGUCUUCUCUGUCUACAUCGCUCAAGAACUCAUACCAGAAAUGGCUCCACCCGUAUGAGCUGUAUCUGCGCGUAGCCAAACCUGGCGUGCAACAAAUGCUGGAACUUGAGCAUGGUGGCCCCUUCACUCCAUCGCCUGCCCAUUCGCCUUUGAAAAUGUCGACAUUGGGCACGCCUGUUAGAAACGGUGCUGAUUCACCUGCUAUGCAGGCCUCCGCCGCUCUGAAUGCGACACUGCAUAGCGAUUCUGUGCCUACGCCCACUGCGGACUUACCUCGACCUACGUUUACGCCAGUGAAUCUGGGGGGUUUCACAGCAGUCAAUGCACACCCACCUCCAGCACAUUUUACGACGCCAAGUUCUUUCUCUGCUGUCAAUGGUUCAAAUGGCCUGCAUCGAGACAAUGUUGAUUCGCGAAACUCCACACCUAUGCGAGGCGGAGGCAGUCCUAUGCUCUCAGAACACAACACCCCAGAUCUGCGACCGACAGCACUCGGUCUGACUCCACUCCUGAAUGGGCACGCGGCGAACCAGAUGAAACGAUCAUUGUCGCAAGACGAGGAGGGUAGUAUAGACGGCGAGAUGGAUGAAGCGGAUGGCAGACGUAGUAAACGGCUGAAGAAAGACGCAGCACCCACGGUCGCCGGCUCGCACAUGACCCAGCCUCGCCAGUCGACUCCAGGCCGGACUUUCUACCCGCGCGUCCGUGCAGCUGAUGAGCGCCCAGGCGAUCGAUGCGAGACCUGUGGAACCGAGAAUGACCCGUCCCACAUCCUGCUCUGCGAUAGCUGCGAUGCAGGCUAUCACGGUUACUGUCUUGACCCACCAAUCAAAGGAAUUCCUGCGCAUGACUGGCACUGUCCGCGCUGUCUUGUAGGCACAGGGGAAUUUGGUUUCGAGGAAGGUGGCGUUUACUCGCUCAAGCAAUUCCAGGAGAAGGCCCAGAAUUUCAAGCAGAGCCAUUUCGCCAACAAGAUGCCUUUCGAUCCUGUCACUAAUACGUCUAGAUCGGUGACCGAAGAUGACAUUGAACGCGAGUUCUGGCGACUAGUGGAGAAUCUCCAAGACACGGUCGAAGUUGAGUACGGGGCCGAUAUCCACACAACAACACAUGGAAGUGGAUUUCCUACUAUCGAGCGCAACCCACGAGAUCCCUACGCGACAGACCCCUGGAACUUGAACAUCCUCCCCUAUGCCCCAGAUUCGCUCUUCCGCCAUAUCAAAUCGGACAUCUCCGGCAUGACUGUACCUUGGUUAUACGUUGGUAUGGUUUUCUCUACAUUUUGCUGGCACGCCGAAGAUCACUAUACAUAUUCGUCCAACUAUCAGCACUUCGGCGCAACAAAGACUUGGUAUGGCAUACCGGCGGAAGAUGCAGACAAGUUUGAGCGAGCAAUGCGCGAGGCAGUCCCUGAGCUCUUUGAGACACAACCGGAUCUUUUGUUCCAGCUGGUGACGCUGUUGACGCCUGAACAACUAAAGAAGGCCGGGGUCAGCGUUUAUGCACUGGAUCAGCGUGCGGGUGAAUUUGUCAUCACAUUUCCUCAGGCCUAUCAUGCUGGGUUCAACCAUGGAUUCAAUUUCAACGAGGCAGUCAACUUUGCGCCAUGCGACUGGGAACCGUUUGGCGAACAUGGCGUUCAACGUCUUCAGGACUAUCGACGUCAACCAUGCUUUUCACACGACGAACUUCUCCUCGCGGCUGCGGCGCGAAAGGACACGACAAUCAAAACGGCCAAGUGGCUUGGUCCAGCGUUGGAGCGGAUGCGCGACAGGGAAUUCCACAUUCGAGCCACAUUUUUGGAGAAGCACAAAGCCGCUAGAGAACAUGCUUGCAGACUUGAUGGCUCAGGCGAAGCCGAGCCCCAGUGUGAGAUAGAUUUUAUCAUCGACGAUGCCGAUAUCCACGAGGAUGAGCUCAUUUGCAGUUUUUGCAAAGCAUAUGGUUAUCUGUCUCGCUUCUACUGCGGCACCACGAAGAAAGUUCUGUGUUUGCAACAUGCUGGAUGGUUUGAAUGUUGUCCGGGAAGCUUAGAAAAUGAGCGAUACACUGGAGCUCGAGGCGAACACACGCUCGUAUACCGAACGCCCAACGAGACGCUUACAGCAAUUGUUCAAAAAACGGUCGACAAAGCAGGCUUACCAGAGGCGUGGGAAGCCAGACUGGAAAAUCUUCUUGCAGAAGGUCCUCUGCCUCAACUCAAAGCUUUACGCACGGUCCUCAACGAAGGCGAGAAGAUCGACUGGGAACUCACUGGAUUGUCCGACCUGAGAGACUUUGUCGAGAAGUGUUCUGAAAUUGCCGAAGAUGCUAUCAAUUACACUACUCGAAAACAACAGGUUCGCCGCAAGAACGAACGAGUCCGGACAGGGAAGGGUGCGGCAAGCAAAGCUGCCGCCGCCGCUGCAGCUGAAGUUGACGAAAAAGAGCGGGACUAUCGCAGCAUGGAAAAAAUUCAAGAACUUCUUAGCAAAGCAAACAAGUUGGGCUUUGACAGUGCAGAAAUCAGCGCGCUUCGGGAACGCGCUCAAAGCAUUGCCGAGUUCCAGGACAGGGCACGCGCAGCGCUACGUGACCGGCCAGCACAACAGAGUAUUGCCAGACUGGAUGAACUUCUUGAAGAAGGCAAGGGUUUCAAUGUCGACCUCACGGAGCUAGAAUCACUGGAGAAGGUUGUGCAACAGCUCAAGUGGCUGCGGGAAUCUGAUGAUUUCAAGUUCAAACAAGCUACUACAUUGCAGGAAGUCAGCGAACUCAUUGCGCGAGGCGUCGAGUUUGGCAUCCCUGAGAACCAUCCUGAGAUCCAAUACUUGCAGGCCAAGAAGGAACAAGGCGAGUUUUGGGAGACAAAGGCUAAAGAACUGAUGGCGGUCGAAAACGUGCACUACCAGCAGUUGGAUGCCCUCUCAAAACAGGCAACUAGCUUGCCUGUUACACCAGAAACUCGUGCUGCUGUCGACGCGAUUUUGAAGAAACAGCGGGACGCGCAAGAGCAAAUUCUGUCUUUGUACGAGCGGAGCAGGAACCCGGAUCCUAUCCAUCGACCAAAGUACAUGGAAGUCAAGACGGCUAUUGAGUCACUGAACAUAUUGAACAGCAAGCCGGCAGGUACGCUCGAUCUGGAGAAGGAACAGAGACGACACGAGGACUGGAUGCGUCGGGGCAAGAAGCUUUUUGGCAAGGCAAAUGCGCCUCUCCAUAUUUUGCAUGCGCAUAUGAAGCAGGUCGAUGAGCGAAAUCGGUCAUGUUUCGACUUGUCCGAUCAGCCACGGAUGCCUGUUGAGCCCGCCUCCCGCGAGCAGAGCCCAGCAGACGAAGAAAAUGUGGAUGGGUCAGGGUCGAGUCGCGAUGUGUUCUGCAUCUGCCGCAAGCCUGAAGCAGGCAUGAUGAUUGAGUGUGAACUCUGUCACGAAUGGUAUCAUGGCAAGUGCUUGAAGAUUGCGCGUGGCAAAGUCAAAGAAGACGACAAGUACACAUGUCCUAUCUGCGACUACCGCGUGAAGAUUCCCCGCGAUGCCACUCGACCAAAGCUGGAAGACCUUCAAAUAUGGCAGGAUGAAAUUCCAAACCUACCGUUUCAGCCAGAGGAAGAGGAGACAUUGGAUUCACUCAUCGCCCAUGGUACCAGGUUUCGCGAAUACGUCGUACAGUAUAUCAACCCAUUGAUGUCCAGUCCCGAUGAGCUCACAACACAACGCUUCUACUUGCGUAAACUGGAGGGUGCCGAGAUCCUGCUCUCGAACGAGAUCAACUUCUUCCGCCAGGAGCUCCAUAAGUGGGCCCCGGUAGCUCCAACGCCACCGCCAAUCUUGCAGGUUUCUCUGUCGACGCGCAAGCCACGGCCGACGAAACAGCAAAAGAUUAUGACCCAGCUCGGCAUUUCGAACCCAGAUGAAUUACCGCAGCAUUUGAGGACCAAGACACAUCAUUUCAAGCGGAAGUCGCUGGAUCCUACAAGGCCUCCAGGGCUGCAACCCAGCCAUGAUUCAUCACACACACCACCAGGCGAGCCUCGGCGUGGCUUCCCAGAAAACGACUAUUUUGACUCUGCGCCGACGUCGACUUUCAACAAUUCGCCAACGUUUGCUACAGACGUCCCGCUCAGCUUUGGACACGGCUCCUCUAUUGCGCCGUUAGACCCAGGUCUGUUCGAAAGCCAUGCGCCCGUCCUUACCAGUCCCAUCAUGCAGGAUUUGUUCAAAAGCUCAGGCAGCGGACAGGAAAUGUUUGGUGAGGCGAUGGAGAUGGUUGGCGGCCAGGCAGAAGAGGCGCUGGCUGUGACUGAAAGAAGCGACUACAUGGACUAGCAGUCCGAUUGAGUCGGAGUUUCCAACGGAGAUGAGCAGCAAUGAGGCGCCAAAGUUUCGUAUGAGUCAGCUACAGCCCACGGCAUCUCGAAGCUACGUUGCUCUCGAUGGUCGACGGUCACAGGCACAGCUUCGCUCCGUCUAACGUUUAUUCUUCUGUUAUUGCGUCUGCGUCUGCUGGUAUUCGGCAUGUAUAUUUGUUUUGUUGUUUUGCGUGCAUGGAGUAAGGAAGACGCCAUGGCUUCCCCAUUGCAAUUGUAGGGGGGCUGAGUGUAUGUUUAGUUUAGGUGGACGUGGGGAUUUUGUUGCUGCAUUCUAGUAGGUGUUUAUGGGGUUAGGGCCGCGGCGACAAAGGUCGAUAUACCCAGUUAAAAGGCAUGGGAAGUACGUGUUGCAUUGUAAUAGUCGAGUCGACGAAUGUAUAAUUCAAUCUUG
Molecule: messenger RNA, 5741 nt
Organism: Dothidotthia symphoricarpi CBS 119687
Lineage: Eukaryota; Fungi; Ascomycota; Dothideomycetes; Pleosporales; Dothidotthiaceae
Product: histone demethylase JARID1D
Exons: 6
Coding region: 306-5306 (1666 amino acids)
Biological process (GO): chromatin remodeling
Cellular component (GO): nucleus
Molecular function (GO): histone demethylase activity; DNA binding
Source: RefSeq, a predicted model, not a curated record